This is a messenger RNA of Necator americanus (New World hookworm), 2358 nucleotides long. RefSeq lists its product as uncharacterized. The record is from RefSeq and is a predicted model, not a curated record. The transcript has 12 exons. Lineage: Eukaryota; Metazoa; Nematoda; Chromadorea; Rhabditida; Ancylostomatidae. Bases 1 to 2358 code for a protein of 785 amino acids.
AUGGCGGACAAUCAACCAAAUGAAGAACAUUUACUUUAUUACAUGCUGUUUCAUUUUGGAUCGGGUGCUAAUGCGACGGUUGGAACAAAGAAAAUUUCUGACGCAUAUGGAGACGUGUUGAAAGUCAUUCUACUUCCUUCAUCUCGAGCCAAUAAGGAAUCGGAAGCUUUGUUCUCCUCUCAACACGCUUACCAGGAUGGUAAUACCUUGCGAAUUCCCAUCAACGAGACCUCCACUGAAGAUCUGCUGGACAAGUUCAUGACGCAGGCACUCUCAGGAUUGAUGGCCGCUAUUGCAUCCAGAAGGUUAGAUCAAUUGGAUUCGGACGAUCGCGAAAGAGUCCAUCGCUGUUUGAAAUUGGCUGCUACAGUACCAGAGUAUGCGAAAUGUGUGGUGAAACUACUGGAUAGGACCAAACACAUCAAAAGGGUGAAUAUAAUAAAAAAAGAGCCGCCCGUUUACGUUUCGACAAGUGGACUGUCGAGCAUAGCUCUGAACAGAAAGAGAGGAAAUUCAGUGGGAAAGUCUAGUAAACUGGAUUGGGUGGGAGGUUUCCGAUUGGCUAGGAUGAAAAGGAGUCUACAAGAGGUAGUGAAACAAUCGUCGUACAACAUACCAACUUCUGAUGAUGAUACUUUUGUAGCAAAAAUAGUACGACAGAUGACAAAAACUGUAAGAAAAUUCAAAAGUAAACCAGGUCCAGAGAGUUGGCGAUCAGCGAUUCAACGCAUCAAAUUGGUGGGAGCCGAGGCUCGAGCAGCGAAGAAACGUCGAGAUGCGCUGAAAAAGAGGCUGAGAAAGUUGAUCAACAACAUUCCAAAUAAAUUUCAGGAUGCAGUAAAGCAGAUGGAAACAAUGGACCAACAGAUAAACGAACAGAACAAAAUCGCGCAACGAAAGCGAAAAGAAGUCCGAAUUCCGAUGAACAUGUUGCGGGAAUCCAUCAAGACGAUUUUGAUGGCUUCUGGGAAGAAUGUGACGAAUUUUGAUAGGAAAACACUUAAGCUCAUUUCACCACGGUUCCUAAGCCUUGUGCCGGAGCAGAAUGAGGAUGGUUUGUUCAAUUUACUAUCCCCUUCGCUAUUCUCCAUACAUCCAGGGGGUAGAGAAGUUGAAAAGGCAAUGUCACUACACCAAAUGCUCAAGCAAUUACCUAACAAGGAUCAGGAAGCAUGGCUUGAUUUUAUUGUAGAAACAGCUGGAGUCACAGAUGCAGUAGAUAAGGCGGAGAAAAAGCAAAAAGAAGAACGUGAACGAGAAAUGUUUGGAAAAGACGGUGUCCCUCUUUACUUUACCAAAGGGAACGUCACAGAACUAUUCGGGGACUAUGAGAAGCGGAAAAUUGAGACGUUCGAGGCCCUCGACAAGAGUUACACCGCUGAACAGUUCGGAUUCGGUGCAUUUGCGUACGCGCUCGAAGCGGCAGCAGUUGGGACCGAGUUGGGACCGUCGCAAACUGCAACGAUAGGUGAUGCCACCAAAGGUUUCACCACGAUCCUAGCCGCUACGCUCCACCGAAACGCCUCGAGAGUGGCCACGUAUGCAAUUGCGUACUGGGCUUCAUGUCGUUUUGACCCUACUGUUGAUCUAAUUGCUGUGUCACAGAAAGACAACCUGGAUAAGCAAGGAUACGCCUUCCUCAAUAGUGAUCAGCUGGAACUCGUGUAUGGCCCGAAAUCACCGUACAAUAAAUCGGAUUCUCUAAGAUUAUUCCAGAAUCUGCGCCGAUUAAACGAUGAUCCUCAUCAUCUUGUGGAGCGAGAUAUUCGUGCGUUGGCAGAAGCGAAAAAAUUCCGCGUACGGCAGAAGGACAUCGCUCUGUCGCCUUUCGUCCUCUCACCACUGACAUUCGCUUCGGCUGCUCUUUCGAACAUGUUUAUAGUUCUUUCACCGUUAGUUCUGUCGCCCGUCACCCUCUCACCAGCAGUACUGGGACCAAUCAUCCUGUCACCGUGGGUGUUCGUUCCCCUAGUUCUCUCACCUCGUGUCUUAUCUCCACUUAUUGUCAAUCCGAUCAUAUUCUCACCAAUCGUUUUGUCGCCACUUGUCUUGCAUCCUUUAAUUCUUGUUCCCGGUGUGUUCAAUCCUCUUGUUCUCACUCCUUUGGUACUCUCUCCGUUGGUUCUUUCACCUCAAGUAUUUUCACCUCUUAUACUAUCACCAAUGGUUCUCAAUCCACUUAUUCUGAACCCUAUGGCAGGAUCUCCACUAAUUCUCUCCCCAUUCGUGCUCUCCCCACUUAUUUACUCACCACAGUACCUCUUUGCAGUUAUACUUUCCCCGUAUGCCCUGUCGCCUCUAAUCGAGUCGGAACUCAUAUGUUCAGAAGUAAUUUUAUCACCUAGUUGGCUUUCAUAA